UCAUUGGCUCUCUAUCCAACCCGUCAAACUAUGAUCAGACCAAUAAACACAUUUUAUGGGUUCGGCCGACGAAGACACGCAAUCACACAACAGGCUCCGUUACGCUAAACAUUUGCAUGUGAGAGUGAAUAAAUACCACAGCGACGAAACUCUUCAACAUUCAGCAUUUUCUCAUCUGUGAAGAAGCAUCAUGCCUGAACCAGCCAAACCCGCGCCCAAGAAGGGCUCUAAGAAGGCCGUCACCAAGACCGCCGUUAAGGGAGGAAAGAAGCGCAGAAAGUCCAGGAAGGAGAGUUACGCCAUCUACGUGUACAAAGUGCUCAAGCAGGUCCACCCCGACACCGGCAUCUCUUCCAAGGCGAUGGGCAUCAUGAACUCUUUCGUCAACGACAUCUUCGAGCGCAUCGCCGGUGAGUCGUCUCGUCUCGCGCACUACAACAAGCGCUCCACCAUCACGUCGAGAGAGAUCCAGACCGCCGUGCGUCUGCUGCUGCCCGGUGAACUCGCCAAACACGCCGUGUCCGAGGGCACCAAAGCCGUCACCAAGUACACCAGCUCCAAGUAAAGCGCCGCUUUCAUCC
Molecule: messenger RNA, 581 nt
Organism: Triplophysa dalaica
Lineage: Eukaryota; Metazoa; Chordata; Actinopteri; Cypriniformes; Nemacheilidae
Product: histone H2B-like
Exons: 1
Coding region: 191-565 (124 amino acids)
Cellular component (GO): nucleosome
Molecular function (GO): structural constituent of chromatin; protein heterodimerization activity; DNA binding
Source: RefSeq, a predicted model, not a curated record